Brassica oleracea var. oleracea is the source of this 521-nucleotide messenger RNA. RefSeq names its product 40S ribosomal protein S21-2-like. The transcript is spliced from 4 exons. Gene Ontology annotation, cellular component: cytosolic small ribosomal subunit; ribosome. Gene Ontology annotation, molecular function: structural constituent of ribosome. Bases 130 to 378 code for a protein of 82 amino acids. The record is from RefSeq and is a predicted model, not a curated record. NCBI's taxonomy places the organism in Eukaryota, Viridiplantae, Streptophyta, Magnoliopsida, Brassicales, Brassicaceae. Gene Ontology annotation, biological process: translation; endonucleolytic cleavage in ITS1 to separate SSU-rRNA from 5.8S rRNA and LSU-rRNA from tricistronic rRNA transcript (SSU-rRNA, 5.8S rRNA, LSU-rRNA); endonucleolytic cleavage to generate mature 3'-end of SSU-rRNA from (SSU-rRNA, 5.8S rRNA, LSU-rRNA).
UCCCCUGUGAUAUAAGCAAACCCUAAAAGCUCACGACUAUAAUAAAUACAUAAUUUGCAUUUUUAUUCUCCUUUUCCAUCGCCGCCGAACUGCUCUCUUCUCUCAGAUCGAUUCUUUCAAGCAAUAAUCAUGCAGAACGAGGAAGGAGUCGUCACAGAGCUAUACAUUCCGAGGAAAUGCUCGGCGACAAACAGAUUGAUAACAUCAAAGGAUCAUGCAUCUGUUCAGCUUAACAUUGGCCAUCUUGAUGCUGAUGGUAUCUACACUGGACAGUUCACCACACUUGCUCUCUGCGGAUUUGUCCGUGCUCAGGGAGACGCAGACAGUGGCGUGGACAGGCUCUGGCAGAAGAAGAAGGUCGAAACCAAACAACUUUGAGUGAGUGAGAGAGAUAGAGUAUCUAAGCUGCCUGCUUCCUCUUGUUAUCUUUGGGAUGUUUCAUUGAAUUUUCUCUAGAUGCGAACUUGUGUUUUGCUUUUCUAAUUUAUGGAAGAUAAUUUUAUAAGUUUUUUGUGGCACGU